UCUCAUGCCAAUCAAUCAUAACUUAACUUCUUUUAUUUUUGUGGGCAUAUCAUUUUCUAACCUCUCUCUCACAUUGUGCAUUUCUGGUGUUGUAUUUGAUUUGGGCAGUUCUUCCAAGUUUUUGGUUUCUGGGUUUUCUUUUUUUUCUUUUGAAAAAAAAGAAUUAAUAAAAAAGAUCAAUUCUUUUUCUUUUUCUUUGGAUAAUUUUAUAUUGCAUUUUUUCUGUUGGGUUUUCUUUGUGUCUUUUCAAUGUCGUUAAUUUUUUGUUGUCAACUAUAUUCUGUUCAACUUCCUACAGCUGCAUUUUCUGCUUUUAAUCCCUAUCCAUUAUAGCUUCUCAUUUUUUCACAAAAAGGUACAUUGACUUUUGAUAUCUUUCCCCUUUUUUGUUUGUUGCUCGGCUUUACCUCUCCUAUUUUCCUUUCCUUUUUCCCUUUCGUGCCUGAUGGUCCUUUAUUGAUCUUGAUGCAGCUUGAGUGUUGCUCCUUUGCCUCUACCUCCUUUUUUGGGAUUCUUCUCGCCAUUCUUUAGUAUUUGUUUUCACAAUGUAUGGAUAAUUAUUUUGAUGCAUUGAUAAUUAGGUUUCAUGGUUGCAUUGAUGGCUGCUCAAUGGUUUCAGAAAAUUCCUUUAAUUCCUGAGAAAACAGAGUGAAAGGGAGGAAACCAAUGUUUUGGAUUUUUGUGUUGGAUCUUUCUUCAUCUUUAAAUUAUAUAAAUAUUCGUCUUCGAGUAGCUGAAUUUCAAGAUUAGAAGAUCUGGUUUCAUAUUGUUCCACAGUUAUUUUUGUCUCACUUCUUUCUCUUUUGAUGACUAGGGUUCGUUUCUAUAGCGAUGCUAACAUUCUUUUGACUGUGUUAGAGGAUGGGGGAUCAUUUUGUGUUGUUUGUUGAUCGACUGAUCACUGAAUCUACCCUAGAAGCUGUUAUAGAGAGCACAUAUCAGUUGCAGCACCCAACACUCACAGCAAGCCAAGAUACUAUGGACUCUUCCCAUAAAAUAGAUGUGAAUGGGUCAUCUUCUAGUAAAUUUGUACAGUGUAGGAUUUGCCAUGAUGAGGAUGAUGAUUCAAACAUGGAAACACCAUGUUCUUGCUGUGGCAGCUUGAAGUAUGCUCAUCGUAAAUGUGUUCAGAGGUGGUGCAAUGAGAAGGGUGAUACAAUAUGUGAGAUUUGCCACCAGCAAUUCACGCCAGAUUAUACAGCACCACCUCCUCUAUUUCAUUAUAGUGGUAUUCCGAUGAACUUCCGGGGGAAUUGGGAGAUUUCCAGAAGGGAUCUGCAGAAUCCUCAAUUUAUAGCAAUGGUUACUGCUGAUCAUGAAUACAUGAAUACCGACUUUGAUGAUGAAUACUCAGCUCCCUCUUCAAGAAGCUUGAUAUGCUGCCGUGUAGUUGCUAUCAUCUUUAUGGUUCUUCUGGUUUUACGCCAUACUCUUCCAUUCUUAAUAAGCGGAGCUGGAGAGUACUCAUUGACAUUGUUCACAUUACUGAUGUUGAGAACGAUUGGGAUUCUAUUCCCAAUCUAUAUCAUGGUUAGAGCAUUCACUGCUAUCCAACGUCAGCGGCGUCAACAGGAUCCUGAAAUUUCCCUUGCCACAUCCGACGAAGAAAAUGACUUGGCAUAUCCAUCACGCUUGAUUCAAAUUCGAUAAUUGAUUCAGCCACCACUCUUGGCUGGUGGAAUCAUUUGCUAUCACUGCAACAGCCCUGAAACGGAUCAAUAAUCAAGAUCUGCAAUUAUGUGUAAUGCAGAUGAACAUGAUCAGUGACAUCAUCACUUCAAGACAAUGUGCUCGAAGCAUCGAUUACUGGCAAACAUUUUGCUUACCAUGAUUCUGAAAGCCGUGUGUAGACAGCAUUGGAUAUAAGCUUUUUUCUUUUCAAGUACAGCAUACUUCUUUUCAAGUACAGCAUACAAAUUAUGAGAAGCCUAGAAAUCAAAGCUGCAUGUAAAUUUUAAUAGUAAGUUGAUGUAUUUUAUCCAAAAGGAACAUGAUUGCCGCCUUCACUUUUAAUGUGCUCCCUUCAAGAUCUUGUUUAUAAAUUACACACAAAAAAAGUUCCAAAUGUAAAUUUUCUA
This is a messenger RNA of Prunus dulcis (almond), 2078 nucleotides long. RefSeq lists its product as uncharacterized. The record is from RefSeq and is a predicted model, not a curated record. Gene Ontology annotation, biological process: protein ubiquitination. Lineage: Eukaryota; Viridiplantae; Streptophyta; Magnoliopsida; Rosales; Rosaceae. The transcript is spliced from 8 exons. Bases 862 to 1650 code for a protein of 262 amino acids. Gene Ontology annotation, molecular function: zinc ion binding; ubiquitin-protein transferase activity. Gene Ontology annotation, cellular component: membrane.